GUUAAUGUGAAAGUAAUUAACGCAUAUCACGUAUUUGAUACGAACGGGAGAGAUUUGAAUGAUGUGUAUGGUUAUAUAUUUCAUAGAAAUUAUUUAAAUCACUUUCCACGGAAAGGAAUAUAACGACGCAGUUUCAGCAUUGUUAGACGAAGAACCCAAAUAUAUAAAAUCAUUAUCAUUGUGGUUACAGAACGUCGCCAUAUCAAUCACAACCUACCACCCACGUUACACUAACACGUUUAUUUUUCUUUACAGACGCGUUUAUUCGACGAACGGUCUAUGGACGCAAAGCUAUGGUCCUUAUAAUAGCAGGACUGUGUCUUUUCACAAUGGCCUCCAAGAUACUAAUCGGGUCGUCUACUCUUGGAGCAUCACAACCUGGAGGACAGUUAGAUCCAUCUUUUCAAUACGUUUGGGUGACCCAGACAGAUGUGUUCGAUACAAAACCGACCAACGAAACCAGCAUCCAGAUAGCAGCUACUGCUGCUGUACAUACCAUUGCCUUCAGUCGGGGAUCCCGAUUGGUGUAUUUACUGGUCAGAUAUAUGCCCAAUGAUCUAUUUAUGCGAGUGGCUAACACUAUCACCGUGGGAAUAUUUAACUCUGAUGAAUUUCCUAGCGAAUUUCCGGAGUAUGCACCAACCAAUCCUGAAUGUGAAUGUAAGUUGCAAUACCUAGACGCCAGCAUAUAA
Molecule: messenger RNA, 692 nt
Organism: Pecten maximus
Lineage: Eukaryota; Metazoa; Mollusca; Bivalvia; Pectinida; Pectinidae
Exons: 2
Coding region: 294-692 (132 amino acids)
Source: RefSeq, a predicted model, not a curated record